Messenger RNA from Porites evermanni, 1080 nucleotides. NCBI's taxonomy places the organism in Eukaryota, Metazoa, Cnidaria, Anthozoa, Scleractinia, Poritidae. The record is from the annotation of a GenBank genome assembly.
AUGUUUUCUCCAUUUUUUCGUCGGUUUCUUUUCUUUGUGUUGUCUUCAAAGAUACUUGAAGCACUAUAUGCGCAAGGUUAGUUUGGAAUUUCAUCCUUACUCUUCUUUUCUGCCUUCUUCUUCCUCUUCUUCUUCUUCUUCUUCUUCUUCUUCUUCUUCUUCUUCUUCUUUCUUCUAUUCUCACAAACUACGCCGUUUAAACCUAGCUCUUAGACCCUAAGUUAAAAACGGGGAAACACAACACUAUUUUUCGAGAAUUACAAGGCACAAAGAAAGACCUUUAAUUGAAAAAAAGAUUCGAAUAUUUUACCUAGGAGUAUAUUCAAGAAUAAGUUGAAUUGAAUUAAUUGAUGAGUUAUUCGUAAAAAUUAAAAAAGGAUUUGUUUCCCGAUGUGCCAUCUUUCAGAGCUACCUCAUCCUCAAUACUUCAUAUAUUGACACCCCAAUUGACCCUGAAGUUUGCCCAAAAGAACGAGUUUGAAGCUUAUUUGCGCUUAGUAUCUAGAAAUUAAAAAAAAGAGUAUCCGAUACCAUUUAUCCGGCCACGUGUGGAAAACUACGCGGCUGGUUCAAGCUUUUAGCUCUCUGGAUUAUAGCAAGCGUGGAUAAGUUAGUUGUCUAGGAUUUACACAAAAUCUUGAGGAGGUACAAAUUUCAAAUAAAAGGUACAAAGUUCAAACAAAAAUAUCUUGGAAAUAUAUUUUUAUUUGAACUUUUCACUUGAAUUUAUCCGAUUUUUGGAGUAAUUUAUGGUCUGUUUCAUGGCAUAACAUUUUAUUUUUUAUUAUAAUAGAAUCGCAUUCAACGCACCACUCAACUCAUCUUCAAGAUGUUUUUGUAAAAGACAAAUACCGCUUUUUAAACGUCCCUGGAAUUGGAACGUUUACAGUGUACGACACCUUUGACUGCACCUUUGAAUGCCUCAGCAAUCCGUCAUGUUUGUCUCUGAACCUGGCCGCCUCCAAAGGAGCCGAUGGAAAACUUUGGUGCGAAUUGUUGACUUCGAAUAAAGACAUCAACCCAGACGAGUUCAAAGAAAACAUGACUUCACACCACUUUUCUUUGAAGGUGCAAAAAUAG